AUGAACAACAUCAAGCUUUACGUGUCGGACUCUACUUUGAAAGCUUCAGAAGUGGAGAAACGAUGGACGCUGAAUGAUUUUGAUAUCGGGAAACCCCUUGGAAGAGGAAAGUUCGGCCAUGUCUACCUAGCCAGGGAAAAGAAGAGUAACCAUAUCGUGGCAUUGAAAGUGCUUUUCAAGAGCCAGCUCAAACAAUCUCAAGUUGAGCAUCAACUGCGACGUGAAGUUGAGAUACAAAGCCACCUCCGGCAUUCAAACAUAUUACGCCUAUAUGGUUACUUCUAUGAUCAGACUCGAGUUUACUUGAUACUGGAAUAUGCAGCUAAAGUUGAACUCUACAAGGAACUACAGAAGUCCAAAUGCUUCAGUGAGAGGCGAACUGCUACAGUACUUCUAUAGAUUCUUCCUCAUGAUAUUUUUGUUUAUCAUGGCAACGUCCAGAAGUCUAUGGCAGCCGCUUCUGCUGAGGGUGGCCUCGAUCCCAUACUUGCCUACACUGCCGGAGCAGAGAUCGAGCAACUGUAGUGGUCUUCCUCCUAGCCCGACUGGGUUGCCAUUGCCUACUCCACUAAGCUUCAGAUUCUGAGAGUUUAAUGGAAAGCAAAUGGAUAUUAGAGCAGUAAAGAUAUUGCCUUUGACUCAGCGCUUUUCAUUGUACUACAUC
Messenger RNA from Zingiber officinale, 664 nucleotides. RefSeq names its product serine/threonine-protein kinase Aurora-1-like. The transcript is spliced from 5 exons. Gene Ontology annotation, cellular component: chromosome passenger complex; spindle midzone; spindle microtubule. Gene Ontology annotation, molecular function: ATP binding; protein kinase activity. NCBI's taxonomy places the organism in Eukaryota, Viridiplantae, Streptophyta, Magnoliopsida, Zingiberales, Zingiberaceae. Gene Ontology annotation, biological process: protein phosphorylation; regulation of cytokinesis; mitotic spindle organization. The coding region runs from base 1 to 399 and encodes 132 amino acids. The record is from RefSeq and is a predicted model, not a curated record.